Molecule: messenger RNA, 347 nt
Organism: Nylanderia fulva
Lineage: Eukaryota; Metazoa; Arthropoda; Insecta; Hymenoptera; Formicidae
Gene: UQCR-6.4
Product: Ubiquinol-cytochrome c reductase 6.4 kDa subunit
Biological process (GO): mitochondrial electron transport, ubiquinol to cytochrome c
Cellular component (GO): mitochondrial inner membrane
Source: RefSeq, a predicted model, not a curated record
CCUUCUCUCGCUCUCUCUCUUUUCGGAGUUUAUUCUCUUUAUAGAGAUAUAUAUUUGCAUAAAAAUAAAUUUAUUUUUCUCUCUGUGAUUAUUGCUCGAAUCGAGUGAUAUUUGAUAAAAAUGGCCCUUCGAUUGGGUCCAAAACACAUCGAAUUAGCUGGAAAGUGGUUUCCAACUGUAGCAACCUAUGGAGCUGGUGCAUCACUAGCAUUGUUGUAUUUUACUGAUUGGAAAGCAGUAUUGCAAUAUGUUCCUUUCUACAGAAACAAAUUUGAGGAAUAGAUCACAAUAGUCGCAUCAAUUCUCUGAUAUAAAUUAUGUAAUAAUCCUAUUGGAACAAUAAAGAU